Encephalitozoon intestinalis ATCC 50506 is the source of this 276-nucleotide messenger RNA. RefSeq lists its product as uncharacterized. The transcript has a single exon. Bases 1 to 276 code for a protein of 91 amino acids. The record is from RefSeq and is a predicted model, not a curated record. Lineage: Eukaryota; Fungi; Microsporidia; Unikaryonidae.
AUGGAUGCAGAGGCAUUGCUGAGAAACGAAGAAAAUAAGAGUUUUUUGAUGAAGAGACUUGAGGAUCUAAUAGAGAAGCAUGGCUUUGACAGGAGGAUAGAUGAAUUUGUGGAGAAUCUUGUGGGAGCCAAGAUGGCCGACGUCAUAGAUAUCAACAAAGUUUUUGACAAGUUAUAUGAUUUCGUGAUUAUGAAUCUACCUCCAGAGAUUCAGGAAACAUUCUAUCAUGACGUAAGAAGCUUUAUAGAAAGAAGCGUUGUAACAGAGGAUCAAUAA